Molecule: messenger RNA, 2040 nt
Organism: Hippocampus comes (tiger tail seahorse)
Lineage: Eukaryota; Metazoa; Chordata; Actinopteri; Syngnathiformes; Syngnathidae
Gene: gtf2f1
Product: general transcription factor IIF, polypeptide 1
Exons: 14
Coding region: 129-1727 (532 amino acids)
Biological process (GO): positive regulation of transcription elongation by RNA polymerase II; transcription initiation at RNA polymerase II promoter
Cellular component (GO): nucleus; transcription factor TFIIF complex
Molecular function (GO): TFIIF-class transcription factor complex binding; DNA binding; RNA polymerase II general transcription initiation factor activity
Source: RefSeq, a predicted model, not a curated record
GCACCGUUAAAUUUCCGCCGUGCCAACAAACGCAUCGUCUUUGAGUAUGCACAUCGUAAAUAUAAUUUACCUUUCUGUUUCCUCUUAGGUAUAACUGUACCUCGAAGUUGGAGUCAAAAUAACAAAUCAUGGCAUCGCUGGGGAGCAGCAGUUCUUCCGGCACUGAAUACAUUGUGCGAGUGCCUAAAAAUACUAACAAGAAAUACAACAUCAUGGCUUUUAACGCCGGGGAUAAAGUCAACUGUUCAACGUGGACACAGGCUCGUAUGGAGAGAGACAUGAGUGCUCGGAAGAUAUAUGGUGAAGAAGAGACACCGGAGGGGGCAGCUGGCAGCGAGUUUGGCAAAAAGCAGCGCGAGGAGGCGCGGCGGAAGAAGUUUGGCAUUGUCACGCGGGAGUUCAAACCGGAGGACCAGCCUUGGAUUCUUAAAGUCAACGGCAAGGCUGGAAAAAGGUUCAAAGGUCUGAAAAAGGGCGGCGUCACAGAGAAUGCGUCCUACUACAUCUUCACCCAGUGUCCCGAUGGAGCCUUUGAAGCCUUCCCUGUUCACGGCUGGUACAACUUCACUCCGGUGGCGAAACACAGAACUCUCACUGCGGAGGAGGCUGAGGAGGAGUGGGGCAGGAGGAACAAGGUGGUGAACCACUUCAGCAUCAUGCUCCAGCGACGUCUCCGCGAGCAAACGCAGGGUGACGAGGAGGAGGAGGAGAGCGAGAAAUCGGCCAAGAAGAAGAAGGGCGGCGGUCGAGGUGGCGACCUGCGCAUCCACGACAUGGAAGAUGACUUUGAGAUGAGCAGCGAUGACAGCGACAACAGUCUGGGCGAAGAUGGAGAAGGCAAGACCAAAGCAAAGAGUGAAGCGGGGAAAGGAAAAUCAAAGAAGAAGAAGAAGAACAACGACAAAGAGGCUUUGGAAGACAGCGAUGAUGGUGACUACGAGGGUCUCGAGGUGGAUUACAUGUCAGAUGAAAGCAGCAGUUCGGAUGAAGAACCUGAAAAAGGAAGGCCCAGUAAAGGAGAAGACAUCCCUAAAGGGAUUGAUGAGGCCUCAGAAAGUGAGGAAGAGAGCGAAGAGGAGAAACAGAACGAGGAGGAAGCAAAGGAAGAGGAGGAGGAAGAGGAAGGAAAGAAAACACCAGCACAGGCAGAAAAGAAGAAGAAAAAAGACAGCAGCGGCGAAUCAGACAGCUCGGACGACAGUGACAUCGAGGGAGAAACGGCCUCCGCUUUAUUUAUGGUGAAGAAGCGCACUCCUCCUAAGCGCGGGGGUGGACGCGGCUCUGCCGGGAGCUCCAGAACUGGCAGCCGGCCGGGAACGCCAUCGAUAGACUCCGCCGCAACCUCCAACACACUUCGCGCUGCUGCCAGCAAGCUAGAGCAAGGUAAAAGACAGACGCAAGGUCCAGGGACCGACUCGCCAGCUGCCAAAAGGCUCAAGAUGGACCCCAGCGGUCAGAGCCCUUGCCCCUCUGGGAAGAGCACGCCUCAACCCCCAUCGGGAAAAUCUACUCCCAGUUCCAGCGACGUACAGCUCACAGAAGAGGCGGUCCGCCGCUACCUAAUCCGGAAACCGAUGACCACCAAAGACCUGCUGAAGAAAUUCCAGACCAAGCGCACUGGCCUGAGCAGUGAGCAGACUGUCAACGUGCUGGCGCAGAUUCUGAAACGCCUCAACCCGGAGCGCAAAAACGUCAACGACAAAAUGCAUUUUUAUCUCACGGAGUAAACGCGGGAUGGGGGCGGGGCUAGAAUAGGCUCCAGAUCCCCUCUGACCCUUUUGAAGACUAGCGCUGGAGAAAAUGGACAGAAGUGGAUGGAGGGAAGUGGAGAAUCAUUUUGUAGUGUGUUUUCGUGAUUAUGACACCAAAGCUGGAGAUUAAUUGCUACACAUGUAGGUGACAUUUUUUUUUUUUCCAUUAACGUCAUGUAUAGCAACAGAACUCGUGUUGAAUGAAAAGAAACAAUUGCUGUUCACAACUAUGAACGUACAUGAUAGAAUCAAGUUGUUUUCUAAUAAAACUUACAAACCAAUAUAAGGG